AAAAGAAAAAGUUAUGUAUGAAAAAGAAGCAAAACAGCAAGAAGAAAAGAUUGAAAAAAUGAAAGCUGAAGCAUGUGACGAUUAUGGGAUUAAGAAGCAGGUUGAGAUCUUGCAAGAGUCAAGAAUGAUGAUUCCAGACUGCCAGCGCAGAUUAGAAGCUGCACAUGCGGAUCUCGCUCAACUACUAGAAAAUGAAAAAGAAUUGGAAGAAGCCGAAGAGUAUAAAGAAGCACGUUCCAUACUGGAGUCAGUGGAUCUGGAAGCCUAGAAGUUUUUCAGUACUUUCUUUAUACGCAUUAGCACUGGGUCCAUUCCACAAUUCCGUUUGACUAUGGCUUUGUUACUAUUGUUGACUUGUUAAGGUUCCCUUUAUGCAAAUCAGCCUUUCUCUAACUGCAAGAUGCAUCAAAUAAAGGAUGUUGUGAAACACCUGUGUGUUCCAUGUUCAGGCACAAUAAGAAAUAUUUCCAGUUCACC
Molecule: messenger RNA, 477 nt
Organism: Eurypyga helias (sunbittern)
Lineage: Eukaryota; Metazoa; Chordata; Aves; Eurypygiformes; Eurypygidae
Gene: TBCA
Product: tubulin folding cofactor A
Exons: 3
Coding region: 14-268 (84 amino acids)
Biological process (GO): tubulin complex assembly; post-chaperonin tubulin folding pathway
Cellular component (GO): microtubule cytoskeleton; cytosol
Molecular function (GO): beta-tubulin binding
Source: RefSeq, a predicted model, not a curated record